AUUCAAAAAAACUAAAAACCUUUCAAAAAAAUUAAAAGCUAUUCAAAAAUACUAAAAAAUAUUUAAAAAAAAAAACAAAUUCAAAAACCUAUUGAAAAUAAUAAUAAUAAAAACUAUUCAGAAAAAAAAAACUAUUAAAAAAAACAAAAAUCCCCCCCAAAAUAAUUAUUUGCUGAUGGUAAAAUGAACCUAAUUUAGCUGCUCUAUAAAACUUUACUACAAAAACUGUUCUAAAAUGAUAUUGAAGUGCACAUAUGGGCAUAUUUUUUAUCAAAAUUCAAGUUUUUUGUUUUAUUGUACAUUAAUUUGCUGAGACUGCCAACUUGCAAGAUGCUCUUUAAAUUUAGCUUCUGGCAUCCAGCUCCUCUUUCAGUUCGUGUGUUUUUCAUGUAUGUGUGCAUCUAAAAUGCUUCACAUGCUGUUCAUACACUGAAGGCAUUUAUAAAAUAGUAAAUUCUGGCUCCUGACUGUGUUUUUAGGUUGUAAAAUUUGUCUUUCCCACAUAGAAUCAGCCUCAUGUGCAUUUAAGCCUGGAAACAACCACACCAGAGGCAAGAGAAAUAUGUCCUUUCACAAUAAAAGUCUGUUUAAAUGAGGGUGAACCUGAUUAAGGGCACAAAUACCAAGAAGAAUUCACAGAUUUUUAGUUUAUCUUCCUGGUAAACUGGAUUUUUUUGUGUUUGGACUGUUAAAGCUCUCUGUGAAGUCUAAAAUUAGCUUUUUUUGACGGCUAAAAAUCCUAAAAAACGGUACCCUAACAGAAAUAUUUCUGCUACAGUUUAAAAUAAAUGAAGGAUAUCGGGCCUUUCUGGAGAUAAAAAGAUGGUUAAAAUCCAUCUCUGAGGCCAGAUUCCAGCCCAGUGCACCACCUCUGUCCCGCUUUUCAUUCAGAGGAUCAACUAAGUUCAGGCUCCUCUGGGCUCGAACAGAAACAAACGAUUGAAUAUUUCGUGGCACAUUUCAGCCCUAAUGACUGGCAGGCAGCUGGCAGGCAGCUGGCAGGCAGUCACUUCACACUGCUGGGAGGUAAACAGCGACGCAGCGCUGCAACACCAUCGAUUGUUUUGGUCCAUAAGCCGAGAACAACUAGAGGCAGCAGGGAUCACUGGUUCUAGUUCAGUUUUUAACCAGCAGCCGACACUGGAAUCUGUCCUGGAGUCAAGAUUUUUCCUUCUAGAGGAGGAAAAAGGAGAUAAAAAAGAUGUGUACAUCGGACUGAAGAACAGAAUCAGUGGCUUUACUGCAAAAAGGCCUUUAAUGAUGCAUUUCAUAUCAAAGAUGAGAGGUGAGUUCACUAGUUUUAAUCACAUUUAUGAGCUUUGCAUACAUUUUAAACACUGUUCAUUGAAGGAAACUUACACUGCUGCGAAGUCUUUGCAACACCAGUGGACAGGAAUUUAAAACCAUCAGAUUGUGUUUUUUUUAGCAUCUGAUGUGUUCAGGUACAGUUGUAACUGGGUAAACUGGUUGUAUAACUGGGUAAACUGGUGCUAUAACUGUUCUCAGCAGUGGUACAACAAAUAUUUGCAUCUUUUAUUUAGGAGAAAUGUCUGCAUUUAAAAUGUGACUUCAAAAAUGCGGAAAUAUUAAAAACAAGUACUUGUAUCAAUAGAAAUACUCAGCAGGCAGCAGAAUGUAGCUUAGCUUCUUUAUAUAUUCUGUAGUUUGAUUUUAAACUAUAGUUUUAAAAAAAUGUUUUACUGUGUAAGAUCUAGAUAUGGAAAGUAACUGGCAGCCGCAGCAAAGCUUUGACUCAUCAUCUCUUUUCUUGUAUAUCUUUUGUAUUUUGGCUCAUAAGUGAUGAAUUACAGGAUAUAAAUAACAAAUUUAGAAAUAGUCUGGCCUCGAGAGAGCACUGACGAAGCAUUUUAUCUCCAAAACAGCCUUCUCAGUAUGUAUGUUGCUCCCACUUCUUUAAAAAUAACAACUAUAUUGCACUAGAUAGAAGUUAAAAAUUAUUUUUUUGUCUUUAAACUUCAGUACCAAAUGGUGCAACCGAAAAAAGUGUCCUAUUUUCAUUUUUAACACAUUGAACAGCAGACAAACCUAAAUGUUCAUACCUUCAACUGACAUUUAAUUCACUUGUCUGACUUUAUAUUUCCUAAACUAGUACUAGUAUUCUUUAAAAACAAAUCUACAGAUCAUUUUAAUAAUUUCCCAUGUUAUAAAGCAUAAUAGAGAUUUUAAAUCUUCCCAAAAUUCCAGCAUCAGUUGAGUUGUUUUCUGUGUUCUUUCCUGACUGCAGGGCUGCAGAUGUAAGAAAUGGGAGACUGGAACUUCCUGGGAGGGAUCUUGGAGGAGGUGCACAUCCACUCCACCAUGGUGGGGAAGAUCUGGCUCACCAUCCUGUUCAUCUUCCGGAUGCUGGUUCUGGGCGUCGCUGCCGAGGACGUGUGGAACGACGAGCAGUCCGACUUCGUCUGCAACACGGAGCAGCCCGGCUGCCGUAACGUCUGCUACGACGAGGCCUUCCCCAUCUCCCUCAUCCGCUACUGGGUCCUGCAGGUCAUCUUCGUGUCCUCGCCCUCGCUGGUCUACAUGGGCCACGCCAUCUACCAGCUGCGAGCUCUGGAGAAGGAACGCCACUGCAAGAAGGUGGCUCUGCGCCGGGAGAUGGAGGCCGUGGACGCCGAGCUGGCGGAGGUGAAGAAGAGGAUCGAGAAGGAGAUGAGGCAGCUGGAGCAGGGGAAGCUGAACAAAGCGCCGCUGAGAGGCUCGCUGCUGUGCACCUAUGUGGCCCACAUCGUCACCCGCUCAGUGGUGGAGGUCAGCUUCAUGAUGGGUCAGUACAUCCUGUACGGACACCGUCUGAACACGCUGUACAAGUGCGACCGGGAGCCGUGUCCUAACGUGGUGGACUGCUUCGUGUCCAGGCCCACCGAGAAAACUGUGUUCAUGAUGUUCAUGCAAGCCAUCGCCUGCAUCUCCCUGUUCCUCAGCCUGCUGGAGAUCAUGCACCUCGCAUACAAGAAGGUCAAGAAGGGCAUCCUGGAAUUUUACCCGCAUCUGAAGGACAACCUGGAUGAUUACUAUGGCAACAAGUCAAAAAAGAACUCAGUUGUGCAUCAGGUUUGUGUGGGAACCUGUGCAGGACGCAAGUCCACCACCAUCCCCACAGCCCCGAGUGGAUACACAUUACUGCUGGAGAAGCAGGGCAAUGGGCCCAACUACCCCCUGCUCAGCGCCUCCUCCGCCUUCGUCCCCAUACAGGGGGACACCGGUGUGAGGCUGGACAUCCACAAGGACAGUAAGGAGGGAGUACCGAGCCCCACAGAGCACAACAGCAACUCCAACAACACCAGCAGCGACACACGGUCACCUCCUGCAGACAAACAGGACGAACCAGAGGAGAUGCCUUCACCCCAACAUGAGGAUGAGGAGUAUCCAACCCUUCCGGCAGCAGACGUCUCGGCCUGCUCCGCUCUGUCCGGCAUCACCAGGAAGUCGAGGAGGAUCAGUCCACAGUGCAACUGCUCCACGGUGAUGGAGAGCAACGGCUCAGACAGCGGAGAUUCGUACCACGGCAGCAGCACGAAGCUCCGCAGCAGCUGCAUCGGUCCCAGAGCCAGGAUUCACUCCAAGUCAGACAUCAAGAGGUCGAGCAGGUCGCAGAGUCCAGACUCUGUAGGAGAACUGAGCUCAGUAUCCAGACACAGCAGAGAGAGCAACAGCCGGGACAGUAACAGUCCUACAGCCUCCCCUCCAAACCGCAGAGUGUCGGGGACGAGCAGCAGCAGCGGCAGAAGAGCUCCGACUGAUUUACAGAUCUGAACCUCAGACUCUGUUGGCCACGUUUGGAUGUAAACACCAUAAACGCUGUAACACUGCACUUUUAAAGCUCUUUAAAAGACUCCAAAACAAGCACAAAGAGCCUCUGGGACCAACUGCAGUGGAGAUUAUUCUCUUAAUAACCAAAGAGGAGCAUUUUUCUAAUCAUUUAAAAAGUGCACAUGCAGUAAAAAGCAUUUCCAACCACAGUACAGUUUGUUUUCUCACAUUUCCAGGUCAUGUACAGGAACCCAGAGUGACCUCUAAUGAUCCGACAAAAUGCAACGACUCCCCCUGCAUGAUUAGAGAGGAAUGGAAAACUCAGCCACAGAUCUAUAAUGUUGUUAAGCAGCACUGUGCUGUUAUGUAACCAGAUCAUUUUAAAUCAGUGUCUGAAUUCAUUUGUUCUGACAUUAAACAGAACAAAACACUCAGUUCUAUCCCACUUUACUGUCUCAUCAUUCAGCCUCAUGAGCAGCAACGUCUGAAUUUGUGAUUUUGUAUGAAACUUACUUUUUUACUUGGUUCUCAGUCAUGCAGUUGAUAUCAGUUCAUUUUAAGAACUUAAUGAGUUUAAUAUAUUUAUUUUGGCCACAUUUGAAACCAGAAUCUCUUUUUUUGUGAUUUAAGGACAUAAAGAGAACAAGUGAUGCUGUGAAAACAUUUUUAUUUAUGAGAAAACAAAAGUUUCUUCUUGAUAUACAUAACAAAAUCUAACAGUGAUUUUGUGUUCACUGUACAAACAUUAUUGUGUAAUAAACAUUUACAAACUCUACAAAAAA
Molecule: messenger RNA, 4550 nt
Organism: Amphiprion ocellaris (clown anemonefish)
Lineage: Eukaryota; Metazoa; Chordata; Actinopteri; Pomacentridae
Product: gap junction alpha-9 protein-like
Exons: 1
Coding region: 2263-3771 (502 amino acids)
Biological process (GO): cell communication
Cellular component (GO): connexin complex
Source: RefSeq, a predicted model, not a curated record